Sinocyclocheilus grahami is the source of this 414-nucleotide messenger RNA. RefSeq names its product palmitoyltransferase ZDHHC17-like. Gene Ontology annotation, molecular function: protein binding. The transcript has 3 exons. The annotation marks the transcript as partial. The record is from RefSeq and is a predicted model, not a curated record. NCBI's taxonomy places the organism in Eukaryota, Metazoa, Chordata, Actinopteri, Cypriniformes, Cyprinidae.
UUAUUAAUGCACACACCUCUCGUCUGCUCUCUCGCAUUCAGACAGGGCCAUCUCUCCAUGGUGGUGCAGUUAAUGAAGUACGGCGCUGAUCCUUCUCUCAUCGAUGGCGAGGGAUGCAGUUGUGUGCACCUGGCCACUCAGUUUGGACACACCUCCAUUGUGGCUUAUCUCAUUGCCAAAGGACAGGAUGUGGAUAUGAUGGAUCAGAAUGGCAUGACCCCUUUGAUGUGGGCGGCUUAUCGGAUGCACAGUGUUGACCCGACACGGCUUUUGCUGACGUUUAACGUGUCGGUGAAUCUGGGUGAUAAGUAUCAUAAGAACACGGCUCUGCACUGGGCGGUUCUGGCUGGAAACACUACCGUCAUCAGCCUGCUGUUGGAGGCCAAUGCUAAUGUCGACGCUCAGAACAUCAAG